AUGGCACUCGCAAGCCAUACGCACUGCGCGCACUCGUUUGUCAUGAUCAAGUCCGACAACACCCUGAUUCAGUGGACCUGCCACGUCUGCCACCACGGGCCGUUCUGGUUCAUCUGGGAGUGCAGGUAUUGCCGGCUUCACACGUGUCGGUCCUGCAUGGACAGUGCCUAG
This is a messenger RNA of Parathielavia appendiculata, 171 nucleotides long. RefSeq lists its product as uncharacterized. The coding region runs from base 1 to 171 and encodes 56 amino acids. NCBI's taxonomy places the organism in Eukaryota, Fungi, Ascomycota, Sordariomycetes, Sordariales, Chaetomiaceae. The transcript has a single exon. The record is from RefSeq and is a predicted model, not a curated record.